Messenger RNA from Cercopithifilaria johnstoni, 1338 nucleotides. The record is from the annotation of a GenBank genome assembly. NCBI's taxonomy places the organism in Eukaryota, Metazoa, Nematoda, Chromadorea, Rhabditida, Onchocercidae.
AUGAAAGAGAAUGAAAAGGAGAAGAAGGAGAAGAAGGAGGAAGAAAAGGAGAAGGAGAAGGAGAAGGAAAAGGAAAAGGAGGAGGAGGAAGAAAAGGAAAAGGAGGAGGAAAAGACGAUAGAGAAAGAAAAGGGAAAAAUUAAAACAUUUAACAAAUUGUAUUAUUGUAAAUGGACAGCGAUAAAAGGAUGUUUGAAUGAUGAUGAACAGAUUGCUGUUAGUAGUUCGGCAACUGGAAAUACCGAAAGUGUUGAAACAAUUGGUCGACGAGAUGAGCUAAUUGAAUUCGUUAAUCCGAUACCAAUCCGUUACAAUUACGAUGAUGAUAUUACAAUUCGUUUUGAACUAUUCUGUGCUGAGAAACCAAUGUCAUCAUCAUCAGCUAGUUCAGAUUCAAGACGAUAUUCUGAUACUAUUGUACGUUUUCGUAGUUCCAGUGAACUUUUAUUCUGGAAUUUUGUUGAUUCUUUAGAGUGUGAAUUAAAUGCUGUGAUACAUCGUGGACGAUUAUCGGAGGAGGAAGAUGGAAGAAUUCGAGAAGGAUCAUCCGGUAAAUUCACAGUGAUAUCAGAACGAGUACCAAUUGAUCGUGCUUUUUCGGAGAAACAAAUUUGUAUGGAAAUUUCAAUUUCACAAUUUGAAAAACGUGGUAAAAUGAAAUAUACUGAUUUAGAAAUUUAUCUCGCCAUUCAUAGGAAAAGUUUAAAAGAAGACAACAUUAUCAUUUAUCGAUCUCCAAAAAGGAUUGAAAUCACCUCAACAAGUUUGCAUAAAUUUCCGGAAAUUAUUAUUCCAUGUGAAAGGUUACUACUGAAUGGAAUUGAGGAUAGGGUCAUUUAUUUUACACUUCAAAAUGCCGCAAACGGUGAUGUGAUCGGUGAAGCGGAUGUUUUCUAUUCACAUUUGGUUUCUGAUGGUAAAGUAAAUUUGAAGCUACGAUCUCGUGAUUUCAAUACCAAUAUUUUAUUUGGCGUAUCAAAGCGCUCAUUUCAUCCAGUUGGCGUGUUACAUGUUAAUUUCUACAUGAACAAUGGCGCUAUAAAUUGUCCUUCACGUAGUAGCACUGAAUGUCGAUAUCGAUCAUCGGUGGAAUUGUCAACAUCAUUGAGUUCUGCCGAAGAUCGUUGUCAACAUUUAAUUAAGAAUAUUGACGAUGAGCGAUUGGGAUUUUCUCCUUCAUUUGGCAAUGUUAUGUUAGCUAGCGGUCGAACACAAGCAUAUCUUGUAUCAUUAUUGGCACCAACAAUUGAGGUACGAUUACGACAACCAUCAUCAAUUCGACCUGCUGAAUCUUUAACUAAUAAUAAUUUUUAUAAAUUUACCUCAAACAUUCCUUAA